CUGCGCUCAUGGCCCAGAGGAGGGCUGCUGGGGGCUGCUGCUGCUGCUCCAGGGCGCCCAUGAAUGAAGACAAUGCCCGUUUCUGCCUGCUGGCCGGGCUCAUCCUGGUCUAUUUGUUGUGCGGAGCGGCCAUCUUCUCAGCCCUGGAACACCCCUUUGAGCUGCGCGCCCGCCGCCUCUGGAAACAGCAGCUGGACAACUUCACCCAGAGAUACAGGGUCAACCUGGGGGCCUUGCACACUCUGCUGCGGCAGUACGAGGAGGCAAACGGAGCUGGGAUCAGAGUGGACGCGCUGAGGCCCCGCUGGGACUUUUCUGGAGCUUUCUACUUCGUGGGCACAGUGGUCUCCACUAUUGGCUUUGGCAUGACCACACCGGCGACCAUAGCUGGAAAGAUAUUCUUAAUCUUCUAUGGUCUCAUCGGCUGUGCUGCCACCAUUCUCUUCUUUAACCUCUUCCUGGAGAGGAUCAUCACAAUGUUGGCUUACAUCAUGCGCUGGUGCCAUGAGCGUCGGCUCAGGUGUGCUGGAGUUUGGGUGGUGUCGAGCAGGGAAGAGUCCUCCGGCGAGGAGGACAGCCUGGAAGGCUGGAAACCAUCAGUCUAUUAUGUGAUGCUGAUCUUGGGUGUGGCAUCGGUUGUGAUUGCGUGCAGCGCCUCCACUCUGUACAGCCCCAUGGAGAACUGGAGCUACGUGGACUCCCUCUACUUCUGUUUUGUGGCCUUCAGCACCAUCGGCUUCGGGGACCUGGUGAGCAGUCAGAGACAGCAGUACGAUUCUCAGGAGGCCUACCGACUCGGGAACUGCAUUUUCAUCUUGAUGGGGGUGUGUUGUAUCUACUCACUCUUCAAUGUCAUUUCUAUUAUCAUCAAGCAAACUCUAACCUGGAUUGUGGGUAAACUGGUCUGCUCGGGGCGGCACCAGUCCUGCUCCUGCUCUAGAACCGGGUGCCGGUGGUUCUGCUGCCCCUGCCUCAAGAAGAAAAAUCACAACCGCGUGCGUCCGCUUGCACACCUCCGACAGAAACGCUUAAAACGCAACACCGUGCGGCCCAUCUCGUCCCACUUUCCCGCAGGAAGACACCGCUACAUGGACGGCUCGGUGGAGACCGUGUGCGACAGCGAGACGGACGCAGGUGCGGCCGCCGAUGGGGUGCACGUGGGCCGUCGUCUGUCAGGAGAGAUGAUCUCUGUCAAUGAGUUCAUGGUGUCCAACAAGGUGUCUCUGGCACUGCUACAGAAGCAGCUGAGCGAAACGGCUCACCAGGGCCCACGGCAAAGCUACAGCCAUCAAAAUGGAUUCUCCGGGGGUGUGGGGGCCUUGGCCAUUAUGAACAAUCGCCUACAGGAAACCAGUGUGGAUAGGUAGCACGAACGAGAUGUCAUUCUUGUGUACAUUGCUUUGGGCUCUCUAUGAUGGAGCCCUAAUUCCAAACUAUUUUCUUGUCCAAAAUACAACUCUACAUACGUAUGCUCAUUUAUGACUCAGAGAAAGUCAACAAUUUAUCCUCAGUGUGACCAAACCAAAUUCUGUGACCGGAAUAAUUACCCUAAUUUGAGCAUUUUUCAAUGGAAGUCUAUGCGGAUAAUAGCAGACCUCCAGCGGGGAUUCUGGACAUCCAAUAAUUGAUCACAUUUUCUUCUGUGUAGAGAAAGAGAGCAAAAAGCCUGAAUACAAUUUAAAGAAUUUAACAUCACUGUGAGGAGGGGUCUGAUGUCCUGAAGUGAUUGGCUCAUUCAAAAGCAAUCAGAUGAAAGAAGCAGUGAAGGACCACUUAGAAGGGGACAGCUGAUUUAAGAGUGCUGCACAUGUCCUCUGAGCUCCUGAUAAAUAUGGUUGUGUGUGUGAGGUGGUAGUCAGUAUUAGUGAACAUGCAGACAUAAAUAUAUCUACAGUCUCCUCUUAGAUAACUAGCUGCUUAUACAGCAUAACACAUUUGAAUUGUGGUUGAAACAGAGCUUCUCAAACGCACCGCAGGAGCUCACCAACACGGAAAAAGAGACAUUUUAAUCUGUCGUUUGCUCACAAGUCGGCCAUCUCGUUUCAUCAACGCAUGUCAUUGAAAUUCUUAGUAAUCAUGAAAUAGCGCUGAGAUCCGGGGUUUUCAAUAGAGCACAUCCAAUCAAACGAGGCCUAGAGGACGUCCUUAUGACAAAAGUGCUUAUAGUCGCAGGAUCACAUCAUCAGAGCAGAGAAGCAAGAUUCAGGCUCUCCUCUGCUAGCUGGAGGAGAUCCUUUACUAUGCAAAAAAACAUAAACAUGUUAAUCCAUUUUGUAUCAUUCUGUAUCAUCUACAGUUUUUCAUCAGUGCAUGGGAGGGUGAUUGUGGGGAGAAAAGCGACAAACAUCCUCCAUUUUCCUCUGUGGUCACGCUUGAUGAAUUGUCUAAAUUGCUAAUUUGAGAACAAUGAGAAAAAACAGUUCUUUAGGGAGUUAUUGUGGGUAAAAAUACCGCAAGUAGUCAAUUAAAUAUUCUUUAUUUAGGUUUAAAACAGUCAUGACUCCUAACAUGUAAUGUCUAUACACAGAAGAUUACUCACUGAAUAAUAAAACAAUCCAAUAUAUGAUGCGGAUUAAAUGACCCAUCCUGAAACUGACCCGGUCUGAUGCUGUUUGUUUUAUCUUUGCUAUAUAAAAGAUGAAUAAGGCAGCACAGUACAUAUCAUCAAACUUAUGGAAAAAAACACAUUUCACAUACACUGUAUUGAUUCAAAUGUUUACAAAUAUGGUUAUAUGAAUAUAGAAAGAAUUAUAUUAUAAGAAAUAUAGGCGUAGAACUUAUUCACGGAAAAUAGAUUUUGAUCGGUCAGUAAAUACAGAUUUUAGGGUAUUUGGCCAAUUUUGGGAUGCUUUUAGUUCAGAACUUGUUCACAAUGCAACCGUUACAUGCUGUAUAGAUCUUUAGAUAAUAAUCUAAUUAUUUGAACACAUAACUCAUAACAUAUCACAUAACUUCACUGGGCGAAGUGGAUCUAAUUCUACAUGUUUAAAGUAAACACAAGUUGUAGAAGUAAACACCUUUUCAAAAAAAGGUUUCGAUUUUGUGUGAAAUGUAUCUUUUCUUGACUGUGUAUGCGUUGAGAUUUAAAUAGCAGAAUUAAACAUUUCAUUAGUGUUUAUUUGCCUGUCACUUUUUUGCCAUGAUGAAAAUGCUAAAUUUGUGCACCCCCAUCAGCUGCCCAGCUGCUAGCACUGUUAGCGCUCCCUGUUAAAGCAAAUGGAUAUAUGUGAGCUUUUGGGCUAGCAACAACCCAUUUUUCCUUCCUUAUUUUUAAAACAUCUUCUUAAAAAUACAACUCUACAUACAUAUGCUCAUUUAUAAUUUCAUCCAAUGUACAAUGUAUAAUUUCACAGCUGGUUGUUAUUCAGUUUUACAGUCAUUUGAAAGUGUCAUCUGUAUUUUCUGUUCACUGAAUAUGAGGCAGAGGUUUGUUGCUGGAUCGUGUCUCUGAGUAAGUUUUACAAAAUCUCCUUCUUGUAUAAAUAUAAAAUGUAUUAGGCUUUAUUAGAUCUAUUUUGCAUUGUAUUUGUUAUGACAAGAUGCUGUUUGCUAGUAUGAUGUAAACAAACACCCCUGUCUGUUCAACAUCUCCCUUUUUGUCAAAGUGCACACAUGAAAGAAAACAGUUUUAAUAAUAUUGAUAUUAAUUACAGUCCUUCCACGGAUCCUUGGA
Messenger RNA from Anarrhichthys ocellatus (wolf-eel), 3673 nucleotides. It is a transcript of the gene kcnk12l, whose product is annotated as potassium channel, subfamily K, member 12 like. The transcript has 2 exons. Gene Ontology annotation, cellular component: plasma membrane. Gene Ontology annotation, molecular function: outward rectifier potassium channel activity; potassium ion leak channel activity. The record is from RefSeq and is a predicted model, not a curated record. NCBI's taxonomy places the organism in Eukaryota, Metazoa, Chordata, Actinopteri, Perciformes, Anarhichadidae. Gene Ontology annotation, biological process: stabilization of membrane potential; potassium ion transmembrane transport. Bases 9 to 1367 code for a protein of 452 amino acids.